GUCAGCGAUGGCGUCUUCUGCUCUGAGAGCUGAGCUGGAAUGUUCCGUCUGUCUGAACAUUUAUACCGAUCCUGUGACCCUGAAAUGUGGACACAACUUCUGCCUGGUCUGUAUUGGUCGUGUGCUGGAUACACAGGAGGGGUCUGGAGGAUAUUCCUGUCCUGAAUGCAGAGAGAAGUUUCCGGGUCGUCCUCCACUGAAGAAACAUGAAACUACGUAACAUAGCGGAGAAUUUCCUGUCUGCUCAGCCAGGUCAGGAGGACUCCGGGGUCUUCUGUACUCACUGUGUGGACUCUCCUGUACCUGCUGUUAGAUCCUGUCUACACUGUGAGGUUUCUCUGUGUGAUAAACACCUGAAAGUCCACAAAAAGUCCCCAGAACACAUCUUAUCUGACCCCACCUUGUCCAUGGAGAGAAGGAAAUGCUCCGUCCAUAAGAAGAUCCUGGAGUAUUACUGCACUGAGGAUGAGACCUGUAUCUGUAUGUCUUGUUAUGUGAUUGGAGAACACACAGGACAUAAGAUGGUGUCUCUGGAUGGGGCUUCUGAGAAGAAGAAGGAGACACUGAGGAAUGUUCUGCAGAAACUUCUGACAAAGAGAGAGGAGAUGGAGGAAAGAGUCCAGAGUCUGCAGGAACACAGGAGGAAAGUAGAAGAAGAAGAAGCUGGUGACACCGAGAGAGUCACUGCCCUGUUUAUAGACCUCAGGAGACGUCUGGAAGACCUGGAGAAGAGAGUCCUGAGGGACAUCUCCGGGAGGGCAGAGCGGGUCUCCAUCUUCAUCCAGGAUCUGGAAAUAAAGAAGGAGGAGCUGUCCAGGAAGAUGCGUGACAUUGAGGAGAUGUGUAACAUGACGGAUCCACUGACUGUCCUACAGGAAUCAGACACAGGUGACUUGUGUGAUACUGAGGAUGGAGAUAAUGAGGACAGAGAGAGACAUGAGGAACUCCUCCAUGAUGGAGGGGGGCUGGAUGUGGCGGGGGUCUUACACACAGGUUUAUCUGAUAUAAUAACAGGGGGAAAUGUAUCCUUCUAUAUACAGGGGGCUGAGGACAUAUUACUGGAUGGAAACACAGCUCAUAAUUAUCUACAGAUAUCAGAUGGCGGGAAAACUGUGUCCAGGUCAGAUAUAAAGCAGAAUCACCCAAAAACCACCAGAGAGAUUCCUGUAUUGUCCUCAGGUGAUGAGCAGUCAGAGGUUCUCCUCAGGGAGACAUUACUGGGAAGUGGAUGUCGGGGGGUCAGAUAGUGCUGGAUUCGGGAUGUGUUACCCCAGUAUAGACAGGAGAGGAGGAGUCAUUUAAUUGGAAGGAAUAACAAGUCCUGGGGUUUGGACAGGUAUGGUGAUCGGUAUUCAGUGAUACAUGACAAUGAUUCCGAUCCCAAUACCCCCAACCCCUUCAGUAACAGAGUCAGGAUAUAUCUGGAUUAUGAGGCCGGGCGGAUCUCCUUCUAUGAUCUGUGUGACCCGAUCCGACACCUCCACACCUUCACCACCACCUUCACUGAGCCCCUCCAUGCUGGGGGGUAUGGGUAGGAGAGGUUGUAUAAAGAUAUGUGGGGGGAGGGGGGAGAUGUGA
Molecule: messenger RNA, 1578 nt
Organism: Staurois parvus
Lineage: Eukaryota; Metazoa; Chordata; Amphibia; Anura; Ranidae
Source: the annotation of a GenBank genome assembly